Molecule: messenger RNA, 3320 nt
Organism: Hemibagrus wyckioides
Lineage: Eukaryota; Metazoa; Chordata; Actinopteri; Siluriformes; Bagridae
Product: protein c-Fos
Exons: 5
Coding region: 339-1337 (332 amino acids)
Biological process (GO): regulation of transcription by RNA polymerase II
Cellular component (GO): nucleus
Molecular function (GO): RNA polymerase II cis-regulatory region sequence-specific DNA binding; DNA-binding transcription factor activity, RNA polymerase II-specific
Source: RefSeq, a predicted model, not a curated record
ACACACUCCUCCUUCUGCUCUCCCUCCUCCUCCUCUUCUUCCUCCCCCCUUCGACUGCAGAAUGGUACAGUCCAGUCUCACAGAUUUCAUUCAUAAAAUUGUCGCUUCACUACAGAAGCGCAGGAGCGCCGGAGCUGUGCGGAUUUAGUUGCACUGGUGAAUUACAGCAACAAAAAAAAACAAACAAAAAAAACAACCUUUUAGAACAUUGAAGGAAAAAAAAAUAAUAAAACGAUCACAAAUAACCCACGGCAUUUAUUAGCAGCGCACGUGGCGCAGAAUAACUGUUGCAGGAGAAAUAUUGUUUAGAUUAUUUGAUUGCAUUUUGUAAUAAGAAGAUGCCUAAAACCGGGUCCUCGUCUCGCGGCCAGCUGUCUGCCAAGGAGGCGCUCGCGCAGAGCUCCGACGACGGUCCCUUCGUCCCCACGGUUACUGCCAUCGCCACGGCGCCCGAUCUGAAGUGGAUGGUCUUGUCCACUGACAUUUCAUCAGUUGGUCCCUGCAGCGGAGACAAGCAGAAGAAGACACACACACCUCAGAAGAAGACACACACACCUCAGAAGAAGACACAGCUGAAGAGAGACCCCGAGACGGGACCCGGGUUCACCGUGGGCCGGAGGAAAGCACAGAAAGAGCAGCUUUCUCCUGAAGAGGAGGAGAGGAGGAGACUCCGGAGAGAGAGAAACAAACUCGCAGCCGCAAAGUGCAGAGACCGCCGACGUCAACUGACCGACAGCCUGCAGGCCGAGACAGACAGUCUGGAGGAGGAGAAAACUGCUCUGGAGGCAGAGAUCAGCGGUCUGAUGAAGGAGAAAGAGCAGCUGGAGCUCCUGCUCAUGUCCCAUAAACCACACUGUAAAAUCCCCACUGAGAUGGAGGGAGAGGAGAAAAAAGAGGAAGAGGAGAAAGAGGAAAAGCAGGUUCCGGAUGAAACUCAGAAGAAGUCUCCGCUUCUCCACGUCACUUCAGCUUCGACCUCUUCUGGGAAUCUAGAGAAGAUGGCCCCCUCUCCUGUUCCUCUCCACCAAGAGCCCGUGAUCUCAGGAGAUUCAGACGUGCUGCUGUGCUCCAGCGCCGAGCUGGAGCCCUACAUCGACAUCAAGGACGCAGCCAUGGAGGAGCUUGGAUCCAAAAUGGAGUACGAUGACGAUGACAUGGACCUGCUGGUGCCCGACAUCGACCUAAGCGCCUCUUUGGGUCUCAGCGAGUGGGAGACGCUCUACAUGAGCAUGGGAGGAAGUCUGGAGCCACUAACGUUUGAUUUCAGUCAGGGCGAGGAGUGCGAGGGUGGGAAAACAAAACCUGCAGCCGAAAACUCCACUCUGCUGACGUUAUGAAGCUCUGAGCUGAAGAAGAGACAAGAUUCACAGAAUGACAAAAGAUUCACUAAUUUAUCUAAUCUCCAAUCUGAUUCAUCCACUCUCCACCCAAACCUACGAAACACCAUCCAAAACAACCAAACCAUCAGAAUCUCCAACUAAACAUCCUAAUCUUCACCAAAACCAUCAGAAUCUCCAUCUAAACAUCCUAAUCACCACCAAAACCAUAAGAAUCUCCACCUGAACAUCUUAAUCUCCACCCAAACCUUCAGAAUCUCCACCUGAACAUCUUAAUAUCCACCCAAACCAUCAGAAUUUCUAUCUAAACAUCUUAAUCUCCACCCAAACCUUUAGAAUCUCUAUCUAAACAUCCCAAUCUUCAACAACAUGUCACAAAUCCCAUUCAAAAUUCCAUAAUCUCCAACCUAGUGUAUGUCUAAAUUAAUCAAAUUGCCUAAUCUCCACCCAGAUUUCUCCACCCAACUUUGCCAGUCUCUGGCAAAAUACUUUAUUCUCCACUAAUAUGAUAUAAUCUCCAACCGAAAUACUCCAAAAUCCACCAAAGUGACCUAAAGCCAACCAUGAAUGUGGCAAUACCUCAGACUACACUAAUCUCCACCAAAUCCCACUCACAUACCCUCAUCUCCACCCUAAUCUGCAGUGAAAUACCCAGGGGUCUAGCCAAAUAUCUUAUUGUUCACUGUAAACCCUAAAUACUGCAACUACAAACAAACACAAAUCUAAAACACAAAGUUUUCUGAGACUUAACUACUCUGAUCUCCACCCCAGAUCUCCACCCUAAAGAGUCUUAAUCAUCCUACAUUCAUCUCUACCUCACCUAAAUACCCCAAUCUCCACCCUCAGCCUAGAGAAACACCACAAUCUCCACUGCAUAUGAUGUCAUUUAACCUCAUCACUCAUUUUCAAGCAAAACACCACAUGUCUCAGUUCUUCAGUCUAAUCUCCUGUGAAUCAGAUUUUAGAGAGAAGUGAAGGCUCAGCACUUCUGCUGUCUGAAAUUGUGUCCCGGCGUCUUGCCUCUUUUGGGCCUCUGAGCUUUUAACUAUUAUUGUUAUUAUUAUUAUUAUUAUUAUUAUUGUUAAUCGUCCAUAGAUGAACAUCUGACUCUGUUUUUCUAAAAAAAAAAAGAAAGAAAAUAGAAUGAAUAGAAUUAUUAAUACACAAACACAUGAACAGUGAUGUGUCGCUGCAUGGCUGUCUUGAUGUGAUGCACUUUUAGAAACUUUAUUGUGGAGGUCUUUCAACUCUAAACCACUGUUUUUGUCUGUGCAAAGUGAAUUAUAUCUAAGAGCUAUUCGGUUUUAUAUUUUAAAAGGAUAAAAAAACCCCUCCGAAAUGGUUUCUAUGUCGAUGUUACUGAUGGUGUAGCACUCGCUGGAGAAGGUCUUAAUGAGUUUUUGUAAGAGCAUUUCUUCCAGAUUGUGAUGUGGGAUAUAUUUAUCGUAUAUGAGGCUCGUUUAUGCACUUUUGUACUACGUCACUUUCCAUCCACAUCGGUGUUGAUCUCGUGCUUUAACACACACCAGGGCUGAUGAUGUAUAAUGAUACGUAUCGCUGUACCGAGAUAUGAAAUGAGGUAUUGUCGGGAGAUUUUAAAUAUUGUAAUGUCCAAAAUAUCAUGUUCCUGGCCUUCGAUGAUGCAUUGCAUGAAAACGUCCCAAGAACUCAUUAAUGUAUUGGGCAAAAAAAAGAAGGCUUUUAGUCUUGGUGGUCCUUCACUGGAGAAUUAAUAGCACAAACAUCACCAACUCUUUGCUAAUCCAUGUUUAAUUGUGAAACUAAUCUUUUCACAGUAUCCUGAACAUCGUGAUGAAUAUCGUUCUUGUCGAAAAAGUUGUACCCGGUUGUGUUUGUUGUUUGUAAUAUGUGUGUUGUUGUUGUUGUUCUCACGUGCCAUAACUCAGUAUGCUCUUUGGUUUAGGUUUUUAUAUUUUUAUUACCUCCAAUUAUGCCAUGUUUGCAGAUGUGCAAAAAAGAAAA